Molecule: messenger RNA, 1794 nt
Organism: Rotaria socialis
Lineage: Eukaryota; Metazoa; Rotifera; Eurotatoria; Philodinida; Philodinidae
Source: the annotation of a GenBank genome assembly
AUGUUAUCAUCGAGAAUCAUCAAUUCGAAUGAUGGUGUUGAACAACGUGAGUCAAGAAUGCCUGGUAGCUAUAGAGAAUGGGCAGGACUAGUGCCAAAUGCUGCACCUUCUAUACCUACCAUAUAUCCAUUGAAUCAACAACCUCCUCCUCCUCCUCCUCUAGUACCUGCAGGUAUGGCACGAGAACAGCGAGUCUCUUUUAUACCAGCAAUUCUUCCAACAAGACGACAUCCAUCUAGACCACGAUCAAUGACACCAGAUAUUGUCAUUGAACGACGACGACCACAUCGUCAUCAUCAUCAUCAUCAUCAUAAUCAUCAUCAUGGAUCAUCGAGACGACAUCGAAUACUUAGAAUUCCAUUUGAUGAUCAUCCAACACUUGGUUUACGUGGACCUCCUAAACGAAUACUAGAAAUCGAACGUGUUCCAUGCCAUCGAAAUCGUAAACGUCAUUCAUCAUGUUAUGAAAUUGAAUACGAUGAUCCGCCACCACAACAACCAAACGUCGUAGUCGCCAAUCCAAUGUCUAAUCCAUAUUUUCCAUCAGGAGAUACAUCAUUCAUAACGUCUAACGAUAAUUCUUUUGAUACAUUAGCAUUAAUUUCAAGUCUAACUCCAGAAAUGAUUCAAAAUCUACCGAAACAAACUGUUUAUUUGCCACCAAUACAUAUGCCAGGUAGCCAAGCAGAUGCUAAUACUGUACUCAAUGCCGUUGUUUUCCCUGCUGAAAUAAUCAAUCCGGUUGAUGGAAGUUUAUCGAUUCUAAAGUCGAAUUCUACAACAAAUCCUACUGAAACAGCAGAUAUCCAACCUAUAGUUCCAGUUCCAUCACAAUCACUAUUACCCAAUUUACCACCCAGAGUUCCAUCCGCACCAAUAUCAGGCCCAUUUAUGCAACAAGUUCAGAAUCUUUUCCAACGACUCGUUCUUCCACGAGCUCAAUCAGUAUUUCCACCUUCCAAUAAUCCCAUCAUUCAACCGUUACUGCCUAUCAUGCCACAAUACAAUGCAGCAACUAAUGAAAUUAACAGGCUACAAACUAUUCCUCAAGUUAGCGCGGAAACUGAAGGACCUUAUCCACCAGCAAAUAUUCGACAGAUAAAUCCGCCAAAUAAUGGACCGUAUAAUUCAACAGCAACUUUAACACCAUAUAAUCCUUCUAAUAGUAUGACUUAUCGUCCAGCAAACAUUACACCUUAUCAAUCAUCUAGUACUCUACCAUUCAGUUCAGCAAAUACGCUGCCGUACCAUUCAGCAAACAUAACACCUUAUCAGUCAGUUAUUACUAGAUUCUCUAAUCCAACAAAUAAUACGCCGUAUCGUCCGGCAAAUAUUACUCCCAAUCAGCCAUCCAGUAUUACAUCAUCAAAUCCGACAGGUCUAACAUCUUUACGUCCUACUAAUUUUAUAUCUUCUAAUCCCACAACUGCUACGAGUCCUUAUCGUCCAGCAAACAUAACACCAUACAGUACUAGACCAAAUUUUUUCACGCUUAGUUCUUCAACACGACCUUCUAUUUCAUCUGGCCCAGCUCCUUAUAUAUCAUCGCCAUCUAACGUACCUUCUGAUUCUUUUAAUUCUAAUCCAUUGGGUGUGGAUCGUGCCCCAAGAAAUCUAACAAAUUCAACACAAUCAUCGUCAGACACUCGCAACGAACCGAAUCAAAAAAUGCCAAAAUCAAUCCUACGUAAUCCAAAUUCUAAUACUAUCUCAAAUACUGCUUAUACUCGUUUAAAUCCACGAAGUGUUUCACCGCCGAAUGGCAUUGUUCGUAAGAAGGCAACACUAGUUUGA